CCGAUGUGUCUCAUGUAAGAGAGAGAUGCAUCUAUCUCCAUAUUUAUUUUGUAAAUUUGUCGGUGAUCUGAAAUGGGCCGAGUCUAACCUAACGCCUUCCACUAAAACACGCAUGCCCUUAUCUGCUGCUAAUCAAAAGCCAAUCCACGCUCCUCCAUUUUUGUCCAUCUCUCUCUCUGAUCUCAGUUCGGGACUCGUUAGCAGGACACUUUACAAGACCUUUUAAUCAAUUUUCCUUCUCUCGCUUAUCUCGUAAAAUGGCAUCGAUGCAAACAAGCCUGGCGUCAUCUUUCUGCAGCAACAGAAAUCAAUGCCUCUCAACUUCUUUCCUUCAUGGGGUUGAGAUGAUCAACUGCCACGUUGCUAGCAUGAGAAAGAAGGAGAUUUCUCCUGCUUUUUCCUUGCGGCCCAAGGCUACGUUAACAUUUGAUCCCUCGACUGCCAAUCAAGACAAGGUUAUGCAGAGCAAGCACACAGCGGAUCCAAAUGCUCCUAAUUUUCUCCCCCUUCCAUCCUUUGAGGAAUGCUUCCCCAAGAGCUCCAAACAAUACAUGGAAGUGAUGCAUGAGCAAUCUGGUCAUGUUCUGCGAGUUCCGUUUAGGCGCAUCCACCUGUCUGGAGACGAACCACAUUUUGACACCUAUGACACUAGUGGUCCACAAAACAUCAGCCCACAAAUUGGACUCCCCAAAUUGCGCAAGGACUGGAUUGAAAAAAGAGAAAAAAAAUCGUGCGGGCCAAGGUACACUCAAAUGUUCUACGCCAAGCAAGGCAUAAUAACUGAGGAAAUGGCCUUCUGCGCGGCCCGCGAAAAGCUCGACCCGGAAUUCAUCCGGGCCGAAGUCGCCCGUGGCCGCGCAAUCAUCCCUUCCAACAAAAACCACCCGGAACUCGAGCCCAUGAUCAUCGGCCGCAACUUCCUGGUCAAAGUCAAUGCCAACAUCGGCAACUCGGCCGUCGCCAGCUCAAUCGAGAACGAAGUCCACAAGCUCCAAUGGGCCACCAUGUGGGGAGCGGACACCAUAAUGGACCUCUCGACCGGCCGCCACAUCCACGAGACCCGGGAAUGGAUCCUCCGCAACUCCCCCGUGCCAGUCGGGACGGUCCCCAUCUACCAGGCUCUUGAGAAAGUCGACGGCGUGGCCGAGAAUCUGACGUGGCAAGUCUUUAAAGACACUCUAAUCGAGCAGGCCGAGCAGGGCGUCGAUUAUUUCACGAUACACGCCGGUGUACUGCUCCGUUACAUCCCGUUGACCGCGAAAAGGAUGACCGGGAUCGUUUCUCGUGGGGGCUCGAUUCAUGCUAAGUGGUGUUUGGCCUAUCACAAGGAGAAUUUUGCGUACGAGCAUUGGGACGAGAUACUCGAUAUCUGCAAUAAGUAUGACGUGUCGCUGUCGAUAGGGGACGGGUUGAGGCCUGGCUCGAUUUACGACGCGAACGAUACUGCUCAGUUCGCAGAACUGUUGACUCAGGGAGAGUUGACUCGUCGGGCUUGGGAGAAGGAUGUGCAGGUAAUGAACGAAGGCCCGGGACAUAUUCCGCUCCACAAGAUCCCGGAAAACAUGCAGAAGCAACUCGAUUGGUGUGCGGAGGCUCCUUUCUACACUCUCGGCCCACUCACUACUGAUAUUGCCCCUGGCUAUGACCAUAUCACCUCUGCCAUUGGGGCCGCGACAAUUGGCGCUCUCGGGACAGCUCUCCUAUGCUAUGUGACCCCUAAGGAGCAUUUGGGCCUUCCAAACCGAGAUGACGUCAAGGCUGGUGUCAUUUCCUACCGAAUCGCGGCCCAUGCUGCGGACCUUGCCAAGGCCCAUCCACUGGCCCAAGCCCGUGACGAUGCCCUUAGCCGGGCCCGAUUUGAGUUUCGUUGGGCUGACCAGUUUGCGCUCUCCCUUGACCCGUCGACUGCAAUGGCUUUUCAUGACGAGACGCUUCCGGCUGAGGGGGCGAAGGUGGCGCAUUUCUGUUCCAUGUGUGGGCCCAAGUUCUGCUCGAUGAGGAUUACGGAGGACGUGAGGCGGUAUGCGGAGGAGCACGGUUAUGGGGUGGAUGUGGAGGAAGCUUUGAAGGGAGGUAUGGAGGCUAUGAGUGCUGAGUUUUUGGCUGCGAAGAAGACGGUUAGUGGGGAGCAGCAUGGGGAGGUGGGUGGGGAGAUCUACUUGCCCGAGGAGUACGUGAAGUCCGCGAGGAGUUAGGAAAGGCCCCAAGCUCCACUAUACCAUCUACCAAUCUCGAGGUGUUCCACAGUUUGCCAAAGUCGAGAUGCACUAUCUAGGUAACUAAAAUAAGCAUCCUUCAAGUUUGUUGAGCACCUCGUGUGAAACACGAUAUUUUCAUUUGCUUGUUGUUAUUAAAACAAAAACUUAAACUUUUAUUUGGAUGGUUUCUGUAUUAGUCGAUUUUCCUAUCUACUCGUUUAUUGACGAAAAAAUGCACCGGGGGUGUCUGUAAUCUGCUCGAGUGCUGGCCCACUGGGCCAAUACUCGAGCAAUUUCAGGCUGAGAAAGUCCCUUUGAACCUGAACAGGAUAAUGCCUGCGUAGGGAGUGUGCUCUCUUUCUUUUUUGUUGUGUGCUUGCACAGGGCAGGGCUGAAGAUUGAUUUGUCUGGGCUUGGCAGCUUCAUAUGCACACGUAAAAAAUUAAUUCUAGCUUGUUAAAGUAUUUUUUCAUGUGUGUCUGAGUUUCGGAGUUUUAGUAUAUUGGUAUAUCUAACUCAGAAUUAAAACAAACGGGUACGUGGAAUGAGUUGCAUUAUGGAGGCAUGCAAGUGAGAGAAAUAGUUGAAAAGGUUGUUCCAGUAUAGUUAUCAGUAGAUUUUCAUGCACAAAAUUAAGGUGAUGUCUUGGAAGAAAAGAUGAGAUGUACACAGUGAAAAAAAUGUGCUCUGGAAAGGAGAGACCACAUAACUGAUUGUGCUGAGUUUAUAUAAAUCGGCCAGUUGAUCCCAAGCAAAAUUGCAGGAUUUGGCACUUUAGUCUUUACCUGCCUAGCAACAUUGAUUAGAAAUCUGGGUUGGACUAGCUGGUUCGACAGGUCAUCGGUCUAGUCUUUUUUUUUUUUUUUUUUUU
Messenger RNA from Striga asiatica, 3069 nucleotides. The record is from the annotation of a GenBank genome assembly. NCBI's taxonomy places the organism in Eukaryota, Viridiplantae, Streptophyta, Magnoliopsida, Lamiales, Orobanchaceae.